This is a messenger RNA of Musa acuminata AAA Group (dessert banana), 2131 nucleotides long. Its product is annotated as RNA-binding protein BRN1. The transcript has 8 exons. Lineage: Eukaryota; Viridiplantae; Streptophyta; Magnoliopsida; Zingiberales; Musaceae. Gene Ontology annotation, cellular component: cytoplasm; ribonucleoprotein complex; nucleus. The record is from RefSeq and is a predicted model, not a curated record. The coding region runs from base 957 to 2015 and encodes 352 amino acids. Gene Ontology annotation, molecular function: mRNA binding.
UGAUUUCUUUCCCCUUUUGUUUCUGUCCUUAAUACAGCUUAAAUGUGUCGUGGAUCUGCAUUUCUUCUUUCUUUACCUAUUGAGGAGGGGGGUGCUGACUUCGUAGAAUUUCAUCCCUCUGUUGUGUUUGUAUGCAUUCUGGGCUUUUUUCCUUCUUCCUUUUCGAUAUCUCAUUCUCAUAUCAUGUCGUGGAUGUCCAAAUUGUGUCAUGAUCUGCCGGUAGGAUUUUUAACAGGGAAUCACUGGCUACUUUUCUGGAGUUGGAUUCUUGGAGUAGUUUAAGUUAUACCACCAGAGAGGAAUGGAUUGUGCAUUCACAUUCAUAGCAUAGUGAUUUGGCCAUGCUCCAAAGAACACCGUUUUGAAAGUUUUGUUUUGAGUUCUUGAGUACAUGGUAGGACUCUUUGCCGUUGGCAUGAAUGACGAAUUUAUGUAUAAAUCUAAUGUUCCCCUUUCUUCACUUGACCAAUAAAUUGGGAUUCAUGAAAUGUGCUUUGACAGCUAUUUUAUUGGAAACACUAACUGGGAAACUUGCACAUACGAUUAAGAAGCUACUGACAACAAUUGAUUUUAAGUUUGUGAUGCUACAAUUUUAAAUUAUAUGACUAAUAUUUACAAAUCUCUUGAAAACUGUAUCAUUUAUGGGCUCACUGUUUAAUUAUAUGUUCUGAUGACUUAUUUCGGAAGCUCUCUAUUGUUCCUUUUUCAUUGUGGUUGUGCUUCUGUCAUGGGAAUGAUUAAUUUUUUAGUCUCUUGUUUUACCAUGAACUAAAGCAUCACCUUUGAAAGAUUGGUAGACAGAGACAGGACAGUCAUCCAAUUAGGUAGCAAAAAUCAUCAGAGCCAGGUGUCUCAUCUGGGAAUGUAGCUUAGCUUUAUUAUUGGAAAAGGGAGUUACAAGCUUAUGUUGAAACUCAGAGGAUUUGUAUGUUGAAGAGCAUCAGGCUUCUAGUCCAAUGCAAGUGAAGUAUGCUGAUGGUGAGCCGGAAAGGCUAGAGCACAAGCUUUUCAUUGGAAUGCUUCCAAAGAACAUAUCUGAUACUGAAGUUGCAGUGUUAUUUUCAAAAUAUGGUACUAUUAGGGACUUACUGAUCUUGAGAGGUUCUCAACAAAUAAGUAAAGCAGGCUGUGCAUUUUUGAAAUAUGAAACAAAAGAACAGGCUUUGACAGCCCUUGAAGCCUUAAAUGGGAAACAUAGGAUGGAGGGUUCAAGUGUGCCUCUGGUUGUUAAGUGGGCUGACACAGAAAAGGAAAGGCAAGCUCGAAGGGCACAAAAAGCUCAAUCUCAGGCAUCUAAUGUUUCUAAUCCCAGUUCAAUGCAGCAGCCAUCAAUAUUUGGAGCAUUACCAAUGGGGUAUAUGUCUCCAUAUAAUGGAUAUGGGUAUCAGCCACCUGGAACUUAUGGACUUAUGCAGUAUCCUCUAGCUUCAAUGCGAAAUCAAGCUGCAUUUCAUAAUAUGAUCCCAUCAGUUAAUCAAGGUAAUGCAGUGCGUGGGAUCAGUUCAGAUGUUUCUCCAUGCACAGGACCUAGAAAUUUAAAUACAACGCAACCCGGUGGCUUCAUAGGUUCACCAUAUCCCAUAUUGUCAGGUCUUCAAUAUCCAUUGGCAUAUCCAGCGGAUAGUGGGCAUUUGGGUGAUUCUAAUGGUUCAGGCCAUCCUGUUAAUAUUAAAACCAACCCAGCAAAAUCUUCAAGCCCUACCACAAAUUCUGGAACUCAGAUAGAAGGCCCUCCUGGAGCUAAUUUAUUUAUAUAUCAUAUUCCACAAGAAUAUGGCGAUCAAGAGCUCUCAAAUGCCUUUCAGGGAUUUGGCAGGGUUUUAAGUGCUAAAGUGUUUAUAGACAAAGCAACUGGUGUUAGUAAAUGCUUUGGUUUCAUCAGUUAUGACACGCCUGCAGCUGCCCAGGCUGCCAUCAAUGUGAUGAAUGGCUUCCAAUUAGGUGGUAAGAAGUUGAAGGUACAACUUAAGAAAGAAAACAAAGUAAACCACAUAAAUGGUGAAAUUCGUUUAUGAGGAAGUAACAUUUCCUACAUCAUGUAAUCUCUGGCAUAUACCAAAGCUGUGGCCUUUGUUGUCUGUAAUACAAAUACAAGAUGAAUGCAAGAUAAUUGAUUAUUCUAAUUUGCUCA